AUGAACAUCCUUCCCGGCCACAAGGGUUGGGUCACCGCUAUUGCGACCUCGCAGGAGAACCCUGACAUUCUGCUCACCGCCUCGCGCGACAAGACUAUCAUUGUCUGGCAGCUCUCCCGCGACGAGACCAACUACGGCUACCCCAAGAAGAUCCUCCACGGCCACAACCACUUCGUCUCGGACGUUGUGAUCUCGUCGGACGGUCAGUUCGCCCUCUCGGCCUCGUGGGACAAGUCGCUCCGUCUCUGGGACCUGAACACUGGUCUCACCACCCGCCGCUUCGUCGGCCACACUGGUGAUGUCCUCAGCGUCAGCUUCAGCCCUGACAACCGUCAGAUUGUCUCGGGCUCGCGCGACCGGACCAUCAAGCUGUGGAACACUCUCGGUGACUGCAAGUUCAACAUCACCGAGGACGGCCACUCGGAGUGGGUUAGCUGCGUUCGCUUCAGCCCUAACCCCUCUAACCCCGUGAUUGUCUCGGCUGGUUGGGACAAGCUCGUCAAGGUUUGGGAGCUCAGCCGCUGCAAGCUGACCACCAACCACUACGGUCACCAGGGCUACAUCAACACCGUCACCAUCUCUCCCGACGGUUCGCUCUGCGCCUCGGGCGGCAAGGACGGCAUUGUCAUGCUCUGGGAGCUCUCGGACGGCAAGCACCUCUACUCGCUGGAGGCCGGUGACGUCGUCAACGCUCUCGUCUUCUCGCCCAACCGCUACUGGCUGUGCGCUGCCACUUCGUCGUGCAUCAAGAUCUUCGACCUUGAGAGCAAGUCGAUCGUCGACGAGCUCAAGCCCGAGUUCCCUGGCCUCGGCAAGAACGCGACUGAGCCCGAGUGCCUGUCGCUUGCCUGGUCGGCGGACGGCCAGACCCUCUUUGCUGGCUACAGCGACGAUAUCGUUCGCGUCUACUCGGUGAUCUAA
Molecule: messenger RNA, 921 nt
Organism: Malassezia japonica
Lineage: Eukaryota; Fungi; Basidiomycota; Malasseziomycetes; Malasseziales; Malasseziaceae
Gene: cpc2
Product: cross-pathway control WD-repeat protein cpc2
Exons: 3
Coding region: 1-921 (306 amino acids)
Biological process (GO): rescue of stalled cytosolic ribosome; positive regulation of protein phosphorylation
Cellular component (GO): cytosol; nucleus
Molecular function (GO): protein kinase C binding; translation regulator activity; ribosome binding
Source: RefSeq, a predicted model, not a curated record